Messenger RNA from Amoebophrya sp. A25, 5125 nucleotides. The record is from the annotation of a GenBank genome assembly. Lineage: Eukaryota; Dinophyceae; Syndiniales; Amoebophryaceae.
GGCUAUCUCAGGGCGGGGUAGCAAUGGAAAAUGGAUUUCAAUAUAUUGUAACAAGACAUGUGAGAGAAACUAAUUGAUGCAGAAUGAUCUAGGUGGGCAUGUAUAUCCUGGCAUGAUUUGGAUUUCAAAAUAGACUUACGUGAAAGUAGAGUGAAAUACGAAAAGACAUGACUGCUGUUUUUGGGUGCUCGUUGCUCCUGACAUUUCAUCAGAGCCAUUAAUGAAGACGCUCCGCAGCCGCUCGUCGCGGAAGUUCGUUAUAUUUUUCGAGAUCAUCCGCGGGAAUGCUCGCUUGCAGUGCCCCCUUCUGGUGAAAUAGAAAGAGGAACUCACCCGGAAACAUAUAAAUGUCGGCUCCUGCGGCACCUGCACUAUCUGCACCGGGUGGCGCGGUGUGGACGUGCCAAUACAGGGGGUGCAAAUCAAAGAAGGCGCAAAUAAAAGAACUUCGGUCGCGGUUACCAAAUGGGUACCCGCACGAUGAAGACGCAAGCUUACGGGUAUCAGCUCUACUUUCACAGGAAGCUCUAGGUUGUAAUAAAAUUGCAAUAAGACGAAGAAGUUUAACGGUGUCAGUCGUGGCUACGGGAAGUAUCUAUAAGGAUAGGGUUAGUCGAAAUGAAGAACACGAUACUAGAGAAGGGGUUCUCAGAGAUGGCAUACAAGCGGCUAGUUCUGAUUGAUCUUUCUAAAUAUGUAUGCGUUGUUUCACUUUCGUUUUUUCCUUGUUUUUCUCCUAGGUGUGCACGGUGUGUCGGCGGCUGCCGCUUGAGAAUCAGGCGUCCUUGGAGGAACUCGACGCCAAAGGCUUGAAGGAAACUGCAGUGAAUCUUAGCAAAGCAAACUUGCAUCAGUUUCUGAAGUUUCCGAGCAUUGAGAAGCAGUUGCGGGACGAUGUCUCUGAGCCCCUGGAUGCAGAUACCGUGAAAUCUGUUGUAGACGAAUUUGAAGAGCUAGAGGGUAAAAGUACCGAAAUAGUGUCAGUGAUGAGAUACUACGCACAGAACCACGCGAAUCAGCUAGCGAAAGCGAUGUCAGCAAAAGCGAUAGACGAUGGCUUUCCCUGGGAAAUGUCGCUCGCAUUCGAUUUGAUCAACGAUCUUGUGAUGGACGAAAUUGCUCACGGAUCUUCCUCAUUCGGUACGAGACCAUGUUUCUGUAUAGCUACUAAUCUUAAGCAGAGAAGCGAAGAAACAAAAAACAGAUUAACGAUAACGAGAGUGUUGGGUCCUUUGGUAGUGUGCUUUCUAGUAUUUUUUUAAUAUCGGUAUGCGGGGCAAAGUUCGUGGGAAUGUCUUGUCUUUUACCAACAGGUUCUGGCGGCGGGAGACCUGUUACAGGUGACCUUGCAGUGUUGCCUCCACCACCAGCAACAGGAGACUCCUUAGUCUGUCAGGAAGUAGCGCCGGCACCUGCAGAUGCGCAGUCGUACACCCAGGCUUUUGGCGUGCUUUUUCCGAAAAUGUUUCAGCUCGUUUGGGAUAAGCUGAAAACAAUAGCCGAGAAUGAUUCAACGGUGAAUCGGUUAGAGGAACAGAAAAAAAUCAUUCGCGCUGUGAAUCAAUGGCGGGACGUGAAUCUUUGGGGCCUUGAGUCGAUACAAACAGAGUUGACGCAACGACGCGAGGCGCUUCGCGCAGGGACUCUCUUCGUCAAGCGGAAUGCGUCGAAGAGUGCACCGGGGACCGGCUCCUCAACCGGAGCGCCCCCAGGGGGAGGCGGUGGUGGCAUCACAACUAGCGUGCCACAGCGAUAUAUCUUGAGCGUGUCUGGCGCUGACAUAGAUUUGAUGCUCAGCCUGCUCGCGACGGUGCAGCAAGACGAGGACCAAGAAGAGGAGCGAGAGCUGAAGCGCCGGAAACUUGAUGAGCAUAGCGCUCAGCGGGCAGCAGAAGGGAGAGCUAAUUUCAUCGAAAAAAUCCUUGAAGCUGACUCAAGUGAUCCCGCUGUGGUGCUAGGACUCCACGAGAAUGAGGCAUACCAAAAAGAAGGGAUCGCGGCUCUCACAGCAGAUAUGAUAGCGAAGGUGGCGAGGAGGCUCAUGUUCAAAGCGCAUCCGGAUAAAAAUCGAGGAGUCGAAAAACAAAAAUGCACCGAUGCGAUGACGAAAAUUACGGAUGCAAAAGAUGAGCUCGUCGAGAAGGUAUUGCAAGAAUUAAGCAGGCCCUCCUUGAACCAAGAUGAAGCGUCCUCCACCACUCUAGCCUUGGCUUACUCUAACACGUUGCUUCAGUGCUUUCCUGAGAGUAGCAACACUGAUGUACUUAUCUUCUUGUUUCCUUAACAAAUAAUACGAAUUCUUCAAAUUCCCAACUGAUGAAAAUGACAGCUUGAUAGCGCGAACCAGAAGAAGAAAGCGAAGAUAGACCCGACAUCAAUCAAGUUGUUAGCAUCUUCCUCGGGUCCGGUAGCAAAGCAGAAGCAAAUGUGUCGGUUUCAAGGCUGUACUGACGAAGUGUGCUCACAAUGCGCGCACGGCGCUUGCAGAACCCAUAUCACGCAUUGUCAUUUUUUCGCUCGCCAGAAUCCGGUAUUGUUUAACGAUUGUGCGGGCUGUGCAAAUGAUUGUACAACAAGAGCCGUUCACUUUCUGUAAGUUAAAGUUAAGUGUUUGGCUUGAUUUAUUUCGCCAUCAAUCAAUCAAUCAAUCAAUCUCCAAAAAUCAUUUAUAAAUUGAAAAUUAGAUAAUGAUAAAACCUUUCAACCACAUCUUUUAGGGACUGCGCUGCUUUUUUCAUCCUCCCCCGCGCGAAAAUGCAGUAAACGCUGUUUUGGUGAACGGAAGAUGGCAACAAAAACGACACUGAGGAACUCGACAAAUCCGUUGCUAGCAUUCAGCAUUAUCUCGCCCUAUUUACCCACAUGCGUUUUCGUUUCAAAGAAUCCGAUAUCACAUGCUAAUUAGUUGGAGUCACAGGAGAGGACCACGCAGUGUUCCCAUCCCCGUCUGCAGCACUGAAAAGACACAAACUUGACGACUGAUUUCACCACGCAACACCCACAUCAAGCAGAAAAGCACGUACGUACAUAAAGGAGAACUAGAAGCGCAGUACUAGUACGCGAAGAUCUAUCCACCGACAUGAACAUUCGCAAACACCAAGAAGGCACUCGCAAACACUGUAAUGACAAGAGGCCUAUCAUUUCCCACCGGGUAUCCGACAUGGUAAUGGUCAACUACAUUGACGAUUUUUUCGAGUCAAACGCGGACCUGCUGACUAAAAAGUUGAGCUGUCCAUGCACAGAUUUGGCACAGAAGCAGAUGGAAUUCUACCACACAAACACUAAUAUCAGCAUAAACAUCGUCAAACACUAAAUGCGGAACGAGACGACCAGGUCAAGCAUAGCAGAAACACGAAGGCGUCGGAAAAGUAUGUCAUGCAAAUGAAUUCUCACGGUCCUCGCCGGGCGACAAGGUCAUCCAAGAAGAGAACAACCCAUCGGACUAUGGUGAAAAAACACGCACCACCGCUGCGCGUUCCUUUAAUGCACCGCGGGCUUGCUGCCGUCGUGAGAGUCGGAUCCAUUGUGUAAAUAAUAUUUAUACUGAUUGGGGUCUGGUUCAUUUGGAGCUCUAACUAAUGUAGGUGAUUUGGUUAGUCCGUGUGGUGCGAGUCUUUUCUUCAGACCGCCACUCGGCCUUCUCUGGAUGACAUUGUAAGAUAAAGAAACACGACAUGUUUGGUUCACAGAAAGGGUCUAUCUUCAAAGCUCCGUCGCUGUUGUUGAACUACCGUUUUUGAAUAGCCUGAUUGACGGUUAUCUGAAAGUGGCCCUAAUCUAGGUGUUGCAAAGAGGAUUUCCAACGUCAGUAUUCUGCAGUGCUUGUAACCUCCCUCUUCAGGGCGAGGAGCAUAAGAAAAUGUAUCUGGGUCUGAAAGUACAGGAAGAGAACCAUAGAAGAAGAAAAACAGAAACUGACUACAGAAGAUUGGCUAGACCGCAGUUGCAGUGAUCAACACAGCUCAAGAAGAACGUGUUUUCACAGACCGUCAUCAUGAUCUCGAAAGUGUUACUAGAUCAAUGAUGUCGUGGUUUGAGGUUCUUGACCCUUCGUGUGGUGGUCUGUGUCUUAACCUGACCAGGCUUGAUCUGUUCGCCCAGCGCACCGAAUCCACGCUCGCACGAAGUUAUAUCGAAAAAACCUGUACAUAUUCUGUUCGUACAGCUCGUGGGGUGUCUUGUCAAGCACAAAAUCUGGUGACAAGCAGGCAGAUGCAUUCCAUCCAGUGGACCGACAGGACUGAAAGGAAAGCAGUCUCUUGAUUGCGGCGGACGUGACUGCCUCUGCACUCAAUACAAAAACGAGGAGACGGGGUUGGGCAAUAUUACUAAGGUGGUCUGCAGCAGACUAAGUAGCUUUUUGUCUUCGGUCGCCGAGCCUGAAGCAUGCAUGGCAGGGUUUCCGCUGAUCUUCAGGCGGAAAGUCUCUCUUUUUGACUAAGUACUAAGUAAGUAGACAACAUUCUUCUUUUCAGCAUGGGACCACGUGCUGUUCCUCUACAACUGGCUGCAACGGUUGUUUUGAAGGCCGAUGCUAAAGUGACGAAAUAUCUGUUAACAACUGUAGCUUAUUCUGCGAUUGAUAAAAGUUCGUAUUAAGUUUUUAUCUCUCACUCUUUGUGUAGGAAGAGGCUCUUCUUGAUUCACCAUCCUCGAUCAACACGAAAAGUGCAUGUAAGUAAUUAAUAGAAGCUCACUGAACUAACAGUAAGACUAACUCGCUAGUUCUAGUAGAUUGUCUUUGUUCCCGUUCCCCUGUCUCCGUCUCGAUUUUAUGGUGGAGGUAUAGCUAAUUAAGGGUCGUUCGCAUUAUGUAUCUAUAAGUGCAUGCAUUGUCAGUUCAUUCUUCAUGAAACUCUUGUGCUCGUCUGCUUCUGUGCCAGGUGUCCCCGCAUCUGGUUCUUCCCUCUGCGCUUUGUGCUCUCCUGAAACCCAUGCCCCUUCCUUUUGUUUGCUUCUGUGGUGCCCAAGAGGGCACGUCUUUAGAAGAGGCCGCAACAGCAAAAAUCAAAAGACGAGGUCAGUCUCAGCUCUGUUUUUGAGCCGCUGGAGACUCAGCAAGAAGUUGGUUUGUCCACGAUGUUCUUCUGAUUUCCUUGAACUGGAGAGGUUUCAUGUAGCUACC